This is a messenger RNA of Nomascus leucogenys (northern white-cheeked gibbon), 1459 nucleotides long. NCBI's taxonomy places the organism in Eukaryota, Metazoa, Chordata, Mammalia, Primates, Hylobatidae. The record is from RefSeq and is a predicted model, not a curated record.
AUGGCUACGCGGGUGCUGAGCAUGAGCGCCCGCCUAGGACCCGUGCCCCAGCCGCCGGCGCCGCAGGACGAGCCAGUGGUCGCGCAGCUCAAGCCGGUGCUGGGCGCCGCGAAUCCGGCCCGCGACGCGGUGCUCUUCCCCGGCGAGGAGCUGAAGCACGCGCACCACCGCCUGCGCAGGCCCCGCCCGCGCCCGCGCAGGCCCCAGCCGCCCGCCGCCCGCCCGCGGCUGCCUCCAGAGGAGCUGGUCCAGACAAGAUGUGAAAUGGAGAAGUAUCUGACACCUCAGCUUCCUCCAGUUCCUACAAUUCCAGAGCAUAAAAAGUAUAGACGAGACAGUGCCUCAGUCGUAGACCAGUUCUUCACUGACACUGAAGGGUUACCUUACAGUAUCAACAUGAACGUCUUCCUCCCUGACAUCACUCACCUGAGAACUGGCCUCUACAAAUCCCAGAGACCGUGCGUAACACACAUCAAGACAGAACCUGUUGCCAUUUUCAGCCACCAGAGUGAAACGACUGCCCCUCCUCCGGCCCCGACCCAGGCCCUCCCUGAGUUCACCAGUAUAUUCAGCUCACACCAGACCGCAGCUCCAGAGGUGAACAAUAUUUUCAUCAAACAAGACCUUCCUACACCAGAUCUUCAUCUUUCUGUCAGUCCCCAGCAGGGCCACCUGUACCAGCUACUGAAUACACCGGAUCUAGAUAUGCCCAGUUCUACAAACCAGACAGCAGCAAUGGACACUCUAAAUGUUUCUAUGUCAGCUGCCAUGGCAGGCCUUAACACACACACCUCUGCUGUUCCGCAGACUGCAGUGAAACAAUUCCAGGGCAUGCCCCCUUGCACAUACACAAUGCCAGGUCAGUUUCUUCCACAACAGGCCACUUACUUUCCCCCGUCACCACCAAGCUCAGAGCCUGGAAGUCCAGAUACACAAGCAGAGAUGCUCCAGAAUUUAACCCCACCUCCAUCCUAUGCUGCUACAAUUGCUUCUAAACUGGCAAUUCACAAUCCAAAUUUACCCACCACCCUGCCAGUUAACUCACAAAACAUCCAACCUGUCAGAUACAACAGAAGGAGUAACCCCGAUUUGGAGAAACGACGCAUCCACUACUGCGAUUACCCUGGUUGCACAAAAGUUUAUACCAAGUCUUCUCAUUUAAAAGCUCACCUGAGGACUCACACUGGUGAAAAGCCAUACAAGUGUACCUGGGAAGGCUGCGACUGGAGGUUCGCGCGAUCGGAUGAGCUGACCCGCCACUACCGGAAGCACACAGGCGCCAAGCCCUUCCAGUGCGGGGUGUGCAACCGCAGCUUUUCGCGCUCUGACCACCUGGCCCUGCAUAUGAAGAGGCACCAGAACUGAGCACUGCCCGUGUGACCCGUCCCAGGUCCCCUGGGCUCCCUCUCAAACGACAGACCUAACUGUUCCUAUAUAAAAACAAAAAACAAAAACAAAA